Scatophagus argus is the source of this 439-nucleotide messenger RNA. Its product is annotated as histone H2B 1/2-like. Gene Ontology annotation, cellular component: nucleosome. The transcript has a single exon. Bases 39 to 410 code for a protein of 123 amino acids. The record is from RefSeq and is a predicted model, not a curated record. Lineage: Eukaryota; Metazoa; Chordata; Actinopteri; Scatophagidae. Gene Ontology annotation, molecular function: protein heterodimerization activity; structural constituent of chromatin; DNA binding.
CUUCUGUGUGAGUUGAAGGAAACCGAAACGUUAACAAAAUGCCUGACCCGCCCAAAGCGCCGAAGAAAGGCUCAAAGAAAGCCGUGUCCAAGACCGUCAGCAAGACCGGCAGGAAGAAGAGGAGACCCAGGAAGGAGAGCUACGCCAUCUACGUGUACAAGGUCCUGAAACAGGUCCACCCCGACACCGGCAUCUCCUCCAAGGCCAUGAGCAUCAUGAACUCCUUCGUGAACGACAUCUUUGAACGCAUCGCCAGCGAGGCCUCCCGUCUGGCUCACUACAACAAGAGAUCCACCAUCACCUCCAGGGAGAUCCAGACCGCCGUCCGCCUGCUGCUGCCCGGGGAGCUGGCCAAGCACGCCGUGUCCGAGGGCACCAAGGCCGUCACCAAGUACACCAGCUCCAAGUAAAGUGCCGACAGUCCCCACAAGUCCCAAAG